This is a messenger RNA of Cololabis saira (Pacific saury), 1414 nucleotides long. RefSeq lists its product as uncharacterized. Gene Ontology annotation, biological process: Notch signaling pathway; protein ubiquitination. Lineage: Eukaryota; Metazoa; Chordata; Actinopteri; Beloniformes; Belonidae. The transcript has 4 exons. Bases 1 to 1356 code for a protein of 451 amino acids. The record is from RefSeq and is a predicted model, not a curated record.
AUGCCUUCAGGUGUCCCCGGGCAGAGGCUCGUCAUUAAGAGUGACUUCACUGUGGGCCGAGGGAAGCCCCAGACUAAGUGGUGUGAGUUCCUCACAGACAUCACUCUGAUCAUCCAUGCACGUGAACACGGAGGCCCUGAGCGGAUAGCGAGGCUCUGCACCUCCCGCCAUGAGAGGAGAGGCUCCGUCUUCAUCGUGCCGGGGACGUUUGAGGAGCUGGACAAGCUGGUGGAGAAGGUUUUGGCAGCAGACCCUCGCCCCCCGUCCCCCGUGCUCCCGCCGAGUCAGCGCGCCCCGGCCCCCGUCCAGCCCCUGACCGUGUCCAGGCUGGUUCUGGACUACAUCCAGAAGAAAUGUGCAGAUAAACUCCAGCGGAUCCAGGGCGACUGUGUUCUGGAGGAGCUGCCGCCAGACGCCGGCGCGGUGCAGGCCGGAGCCCCCGGAGCCCCCGGGGCCCCCGGCACGGUCCGGGUGACCUUCAGACCCCCGCGGGGAUCUUCAUCUCCCCCUGCGUUUGUGAGACAGAGAUUCAUCACCUUCUACCAGAGAACUGCGUCGGACCUGCAGGUCCUCCGUCUGAGGACCGGGGGGCUCCCGGACCUGAGCAGCAGGUUCCCCCUCCUCCUCGUUCAGUAUCCCCCAGGAGGUGGUGCCACCGUCACAGGGCCGUUCGCACACGUCGCUCAACUCAAGCAGCUUCUUUCCCAGAAGUCCAGUUCAACCAAAAGCCCUCGGCCCGCAGUGGUACCGAGCAGAGACCUGCCGGGUCCUGCAGCACAGCCAGAGCAGCAGCCUGAUAACGAGUCGUGUCCCAUCUGUAUGGAGCCAAUACAAGCCCGAGACAAGAAGACGCUGCGGUGCACACAUUCCUUCUGCAGGGACUGCCUGAGAACCGCCUUCGACUACAAGCCCGUGUGUCCCAUCUGUGGAGAGGUGUACGGCACGCUGAGGGGGACGCAGCCCCACGGGGGCACCAUGGACGUCCGCCUAGCGUCUUCACCUCUACCCGGAUACGAGAAGUGGAAAACCAUAGUCAUCCAUUACCACAUCCCCAGCGGCAUUCAGAAGGAGGAACAUCCCAGCCCCGGCCAGCCGUUCGAGGGCGUGUCCCGGACAGCCUACCUGCCAGACAACGCCGAGGGCAACGCCGUCCUGAGGCUGCUGAGGCGAGCGUUUGACCAGAGGCUCGUCUUCACCAUCGGCCGCUCCACCACCAGCGGCAGGAACAACAUGGUCACCUGGAACGAUAUUCACCACAAGACCUCCACACACGGAGGACCCUCACACUACGGAUACCCAGACCCGGAUUACCUCCGCCGGCUCAGGGACGAGCUCAAGGUCAAAGGGAUUGAAUGAGUCGCAGGAAGGUUCGUCAACUCAUGAGUGGCCACCGUUUCAUGAUUUUUUUUAAUUU